Paecilomyces variotii is the source of this 1900-nucleotide messenger RNA. RefSeq names its product A subunit of putative glutamyl-tRNA amidotransferase. Gene Ontology annotation, biological process: glutaminyl-tRNAGln biosynthesis via transamidation; mitochondrial translation. NCBI's taxonomy places the organism in Eukaryota, Fungi, Ascomycota, Eurotiomycetes, Eurotiales, Thermoascaceae. The transcript has 4 exons. The record is from RefSeq and is a predicted model, not a curated record. Gene Ontology annotation, cellular component: glutamyl-tRNA(Gln) amidotransferase complex; mitochondrion. Gene Ontology annotation, molecular function: glutaminyl-tRNA synthase (glutamine-hydrolyzing) activity. The coding region runs from base 123 to 1664 and encodes 513 amino acids.
CUCCAACCAACCAAAGGCUCGAUGCACGGACCACGCGCGGACUGGACUCUCCAUCUCCGCUGCGGGAGAAAGAAAUGCAAGUGUAAACCUCAUCUAAGCGAUAUAUCCCCAGGCAUAAAUAAAUGUCUGUCCUGCGCGAGGCAGAAAGAUGCAUCGUUAACCAGCAGAAACAUGCUGGCCUCAAUGCCUUCAUCACGCCGUUGCAGCGCUCCGGUCCGUGGUUGGACUCCGUGAGGGAUGCGGAUGCGCGGAGACAGCAUGGAAAUCCACGCUCUCCCCUCGACGGAAAACUCGUCGCUGUGAAAGAUAACAUCUGCACGCGCGACUUACCGACCACAUGCGCUUCGGGGAUCCUAGAAAAGUUCAACAGCCCCUUCAACGCAACGGUCGUUGAGAAGUUAGGCAGUGCAGGAGCGGUAGUUGCAGGGAAGACGAACCUUGAUGAAUUUGGCAUGGGGUCUCAUUCGACACAGUCCUGGUUCGGUCCAGUUAAGCAACAUCGGAAGGAUGGCGGUCAUGAGUUAUCUGCGGGUGGAAGCUCUGGCGGCAGUGCUGUUGCGGUUGCUACGGAGCAAUGUUAUGCGGCCUUGGGAACGGAUACUGGUGGUUCAGUACGGCUUCCGGCCGCUUAUACUGGAACGGUGGGCUUCAAGCCCUCAUACGGGCUCAUCUCGCGAUGGGGAGUGGUUCCCUAUGCAAAUUCUCUCGAUACAGUUGGUAUUAUUGCCAGGAAUACAGCUGCAGUGCGCGAGGUCUUUGAUGUUCUCAACUACCAUGAACCUCGAGAUCCUACAAGUCUCUCACAAUCGACACGCUCCCGAAUCAUAGAUCAGCUAGCUGAGUCGUCCUUGUCGAAGCGGCUAGUCUCGCGGCCCCUUCGAGUGGGUGUCCCUGUCGAAUACAACAUCUCUGAACUAGCACCGCCUGUCCGUGAUGCCUGGCUCUCAUCCCUGCGCCAUCUUCAAAAACAAGGCCACACAAUCCAUCCAGUUUCUCUACCGGCAACAAAGCUGGCGCUAUCAGCAUACUAUGUCAUUGCCCCGGCAGAGGCAUCCUCCAACCUGGCCAAAUACGACGGUAUCCGUUACGGCAGUCGCGCAGAAGGCCCAGACAGCGGAGGUGACCCCGAUGGAUAUCUCUACGCCCGCACGCGAGGAGAUAAAUUCGGCCCAGAGGUCCAGAGACGAAUACUGCUCGGAGCCUUCACGUUAAGCGCCCACGCGAUGGACAAUUACUUCAUCCAAGCUCAGAAAGUCCGUCGUCUCGUCCAGAACGACUUUGAUAAUACCUUCACCCGGCCUAAUCCGCUUGCUUCUUCUCCCUCCUCAUCCUCCUCCUCCCAAACCUCCACAGCGGAACCAACUCCCCAAAAACACCCAGACAAUCUCGGCGUGGACGUCCUCAUCUCCCCCACCGCUCCUUCGUACCCCCCACACCUCUCCUCCCUAACAGACCCCAACAUCCCCCCCGUCAACGCCUACAUCAACGACGUCUUCACCGUUCCUGCAAGCUUGGCCGGAUUACCAGCCAUAUCCGUGCCUAUCCGCAACCCCGAAAACGAGCACGGCACAGACAUGAUCGGUAUUCAGGUAAUCGGCCAAUUCGGCGAUGACGACCUGGUGAUGAAAGUCGGUAAUAUAUUAGAAGAUGCGAGAACGGAUUAAGGUCGAAGUUUCACGUUUUGUCUAUGAUGAAUAUUUAUCUCCAUGGCUUGGCUUGGCUGGGCUUGGAUUAGAUUGUAUGUGUACAGUGUUAGUUAUCGCUGCAGGCUGGCUGCAGCUGGGAACUUUUUCUUCUGAGGUUUAAUCAGCCUCGAUGUAUGAUUAAGAAUGUCACCUGAUAUCAAAUUACAAUGACAGUUAGAGGAUAGCUAUAAUAGCUACCUGAUCACUGCAAGGGA